AUGACGCUGUCUCACGCCCAAGGGGACUGUAUGAGGAUAGGCAACCGUUGGCGCCGCAGGAGGCAGAGGAGUGAGCGCCGGUGGCGGGCCAGGCCGGUGGUCGCGUCCGCGGUGGUGGCCGCCGGUCUGACGACCACGGGUGAGGGGCGCCGGCCCAGCAGCGACCCGCGCCUCAUCGCCGAGAUGCAGCUCAGCCAGGACCUGGACGCCGCCAUCGCCGCAGCCGAGGGGGGUGACGAGCGGCGCGCCGACGACCUGCUGGAGUCGGCGGUGCAGCGCGCGCAGCGGGCGGGCGCCCACGCGGGCGUGCUGGCGGCGCUCGACGUGCGCGCCACGCUGGCGCAGCGGCGCGGCGACGCGGCGGAGGCCGAGAGCCUCGCCAAGUACGCCCUCGCCUUCGCGCUCUGCCGCCUGGGGCUGCCACGCGACCACCCGGAGGUGCUGUCGUGGCUGCUGAAGCUGGCGCGGCUGUACAGCGAGCAGCGGCGCCACGAGGAGGCGGAGAGCGCCUUCCAGCGCUGCGAGGCGCUCUGCCGGCCGCACGCGCUGCCCAGCCUCCUGCCCGCCGCGCACCGGGCGCUCGCCGUCCUCUGGGUGAGCGUGCUGUUCUGGCACGGCUACUUCCUGGUGGGCCGGCAGCGCUUCUCGGAGGCGGCAGCCAAGCUGGAGGAGAGCUACCGCGCCGCGCUCUGCGCCCCCGCCGCCUCCACCGUCCCCGAGCAGCGCCUCGUCAUCCUCUUCCACCUGGCGGACGCCCUGCACCGGCUGGGCCGAUACACCGACGCCAUCAGGUCAGCCGACUGUUGCGGGCCCUACCACGUCUUACCUUAG
Schistocerca cancellata (South American locust) is the source of this 831-nucleotide messenger RNA. RefSeq lists its product as uncharacterized. Lineage: Eukaryota; Metazoa; Arthropoda; Insecta; Orthoptera; Acrididae. The transcript is spliced from 4 exons. Gene Ontology annotation, molecular function: protein binding. The record is from RefSeq and is a predicted model, not a curated record. The coding region runs from base 1 to 831 and encodes 276 amino acids.